Messenger RNA from Chlorocebus sabaeus (green monkey), 2352 nucleotides. It is a transcript of the gene HYKK, whose product is annotated as hydroxylysine kinase. Lineage: Eukaryota; Metazoa; Chordata; Mammalia; Primates; Cercopithecidae. Gene Ontology annotation, molecular function: amino acid kinase activity. The record is from RefSeq and is a predicted model, not a curated record.
AGUCAGGACUCGCGGGUCUUGGAGGAGGGGCGCGGGGGCUGCGGCCUCGGCUGACCCUGCUGUACCUCCUGGCCACAGUGCCGGGCCGAGGGCGCAAUACCCGGCUGCUGGAGAGCGGGAUCCACCCCAGGACGUCGGGUCGCUGCGGGUGAGCCAAGGAGGGGAAAGCAGAGACGAGCCCCGCGUCCCCGCUGCGGGAGUCGGGGGCGUCCCCGAGGGCAGGGAGUCUCGCUGGGAGUGUGGAGCUGCGAGUCCUACGCCUCAGGCUCCUCCAGUCCGCGCCACCCUCAGCUCGCUGCGUGCGUGAUGGGCAAGUCACCCUUCUCCCCGGACCUCACCUGUAACCUAGGAGGGCUGAGCUGGUCCCCCAGAAUGAAAGCGUGGCACCCGAGAAGCUGUCGAGAGCAGCCCUCCCAGACAUAAUGUCAAGUGGAAAUGAUCAGCAGUCAGAGGCUCUUAGCAAACCCACUUUCAGUGAGGAACAGGCCUCUGCAUUAGUGGAGUCAGUGUUUGGGUUGAAAGUUUCCAAGGUCCAGCCACUUCCUAGCUAUGAUGACCAAAACUUUCAUGUCUACGUUUCAAAAACCAAAGAUGGCCCAACUGAAUAUGUCCUCAAAAUAAGCAACACCACGGCUAGCAAAAAUCCAGACCGGAUUGAAGUGCAGAAUCACAUCAUCAUGUUUCUGAAAGCAGCUGGAUUUCCAACAUCCUCUGUGUGUCGCACUAAAGGAGACAACACAGCUUCUCUCGUGUCUGUAGAUAGUGGCUCUGAAAUCAAAAGCUACUUGGUGAGGCUGCUGACUUACCUCCCAGGAAGACCCAUAGCUGAGAUUCCCAUCAGCCCCCAGCUAUUGUAUGAAAUUGGAAAGCUAGCUGCCAACUUGGAUAAGACACUGCAGAAAUUCCAUCACCCAAAGUUAAGUAGUCUUCAUCGGAAGAACUUCAUCUGGAAUCUGAAAAAUGUUCCUCUUCUGGAGAAAUACCUGUAUGUCCUGGGCCAGAAUCGAAACCGAGAGAUUGUCGAGCAUGUCAUUCAUCUAUUCAAGGAGGAAGUAAUGACCAAGUUAAGUCAUUUUCGAGAAUGUAUCAAUCAUGGAGAUCUUAAUGACCAUAAUAUUUUAAUAGAGUCCAGCAAGUCAGCCUCUGGAAAUGCUGAAUAUCAAGUGUCUGGGAUUUUAGACUUUGAUGACAUGAGCUAUGGCUACUAUGUGUUUGAACUGGCAAUUACCAUCAUGUACAUGAUGAUUGAAAGCAAGAAUCCUAUACAAGUAGGAGGCCAUGUCCUUGCAGGGUUUGAAAGCAUCACCCCACUGACAGCUGUAGAGAAGGGUGCUUUGUUUUUACUUGUAUGCAGUCGUUUUUGCCAGUCACUUGUCAUGGCUGCAUACUCUUGCCAGCUAUACCCAGAGAACAAAGAUUAUUUCAUGGUUACUGCAAAAACCGGGUGGAAACACUUACAGCAAAUGUUUGACAUGGGUCAGAAAGCUGUAGAAGAAAUCUGGUUUGAAACUGCCAAAUCCUAUGAAUCUGGGAUCUCUAGGUGACUGAGAUCUCCAUGUGACUAAAAGUUCACUUUAACGUGGGUAAUUAAAAUAGGGCCCAAUCAAAUUUUAGGAAAGAUUUUCCUGUAUAGUUAAAAAUCAAUUGAUGGAAUGGAUCAAUUCUGAAUAUGACAGAGCACAUGAAAUCCCUAAGGUCUUCAAGCAAUCUCAUGACAAUUUUUUAAAAUUCACAAAAGUACCACGAGCAAGCAUAUUUUUCUGUGAGUCUCACUUGCCAUGUCUAUAAACACAUAUGAUACCAGUUUGAAUCAGAUAAUCUCACAAGAUCUAUUCCAGUCCUGAGAUUAAUGACUGUUUUUAAUUUUUAAAAUAAUGUAUACAUACAGAUAUAUUGACAUAUUUUAAAUAUCUGGACAUAACAUACUGACCUAGAUAACAUACUAGCAGUUCUAUGAAACCUCCUCUGAUCUGUCCUUUCUCUCAAAUCCCAGUGCACUGUGUCUUUUUCAUGGCCCAUCACUUUGCAUAAUGGAUCAUGGUUGUGCAGUCAUCUUGUCUGAGAGCUAUUGAGGGCAGAGACCAUGUAAAACUUAUUUUUGUCUCCUCAUCCCUUCUUAUCACACCUGCUAUUAUAGUGCCUUUCCUACAGAGAGGUCUUUAAAAAUAUUUGAAAAUAAAUGUGUGCUAGAAGAAAGGAUGGAGAAGGCACACACUAAGAUGCUUUAGGAGAAAGCACAGACAGCAUUCUUUUUUUUUUUGAGACAGAGUCUCACACUAUUGCCCAGGCUGGAGUGCAAUGGCAUAAUUUCGGCACUGCAACCUCCACCUCCCAGGUUCAGGCAGUUCUCCU